Salvelinus fontinalis (brook trout) is the source of this 2546-nucleotide messenger RNA. RefSeq names its product neuron navigator 2-like. The transcript is spliced from 7 exons. Gene Ontology annotation, biological process: neurogenesis; nervous system development. Bases 498 to 1475 code for a protein of 325 amino acids. Gene Ontology annotation, molecular function: protein binding. NCBI's taxonomy places the organism in Eukaryota, Metazoa, Chordata, Actinopteri, Salmoniformes, Salmonidae. The record is from RefSeq and is a predicted model, not a curated record.
GAGAGAGAGAGAGAGAGAGAGAGAGACUCAGAGACUGGUUUCUUCUUCUCUCUGCUAUUGGACAGACUCACCCACACACACACUCUGUACCUCUGGAACAGAACAGGUGGAGGGAGGAACCCAGAAGAACGUGCUCAUCGCUGUGGAUGGUUCCAGAACCUCGUUAAAAUCCAGAGAAGGAUGUGACUUGGCAGCCUGUCAGAGGGAGUUGUUCUCAUCGAAAGGUUUACUUUUGGACUGUGUGUGUGAGUGUGUGUGUGGGUGUGUUUGUGAGUGUGUGUGUGUGUGUCACAGAGAGCCUUCUGCUGUACAUGUGUGUAUACAGGCUGACCUACCCCAGCUGUGGAGCCUCUGUGUGAGUGUAAGCCUGCGUUUUGGCCAACCUUCUUAGAAAAUAGCAAAAAGAUAGAGAGAGAGUCUGAGUGCUUGCAUGUAUGUGUGUGAGUAUGUGAGUGUUGAGUGGUUUCUGAGACGUGCUCUGUAAGCAAGAGCGGAAGAUGCCGGCCAUUCUGGUCGCCUCUAAGAUGAAGUCGGGACUGCCCAAACCGGUGCACAGCGCCCUGCCCAUUCCUCAGCUACAAAACAAUUCCGGGUCCAGGACCUCCAUCACUCACAGCCACCUCAGACACAGCCCCCUGAAAGCCCCUCACCGGCAGGGAGAGCGCCGGGGAGAGGACGGGGGGGAGGAAAUGACCACCCCCACCAAAAGGCUCUCAACCACAGGGAGUGACGACUGCGAGGACCCUCAGAUUUACACGGACUGGGCCAACCAUUAUCUGGUGAAGUCGGGCCGUCAGCGACUGAUCAAGGACUUGCAGCAGGAUGUUACAGAUGGAGUGCUACUGGCUGAGAUUAUACAGGUUGUGGCAAAUGAGAAGAUAGAAGACAUCAAUGGCUACCCUAAGAGCCGGACUCAGAUGAUUGAGAACAUUGAUACCUGCCUUGGAUUCCUGGCAGCCAGAGGGGUGAACAUCCAGGGGCUCUGUGCAGAGGAGAUUCGUAAUGGGAACCUGAAGACCAUUCUGGGUCUGUUCUUCAGUUUGUCCUGCUACAAGCAACAGCAGCAGCAGCAGAAGGUGUUGAAACAGCAGGCCUCUCAUCAGCCAAAGCACAGCACCCAGCCUGGACAUACUCCCCAUAGAUCACCAGCCCUCUCUCACACCCACACCCAUCAUACCCACAGCUCCACUGCACCAGAACACAAAGCAGCAUCAGAUAUGCUGUCCAGACUGCCAGGCCCCACCACGCGAGUCUCAGCCCCAGGCAGCGAGGGGAAGCAUCGUGGGGCCUCCAACAGCAACCGCCGCAGCCAGAGCUUCAACCACCAUGACAUGCCCAAGUUCUCCAGCAGUGACAGAGCACCUAUCAUUUCAUCUGGCUUGCUAAAUAACUCUCAUUUUGAUGACAUCCGUUUUGUGAGUAUUGCACAGUUCUACAUUUGGCAUAACAAAUGUGUUACUUCCUCUGCUUUCUAGAGCCUAUAUUUACUGUGUAUUCCUACCUGUGUGUUUGAUUAUAGUGUGGUGGACAUCACGUUACACCAUGGCUUUACAAUCGUAGUGGUAUAACUAAAUCUGUCUGAAAAAAUGGCCUUGUUUGAUUUAAGAUCUUAUAAUAUAUCUUCACUGUAAAUCUUAGUCCUAGAUUGGUAGAUUGGGUCCUCAGUGGUAUGAAGCCAGUCAGACGGUACUUCCCUGUGAUGUAUGUUAGUGAGAGUGGAGUAGAGCAGAACAGAGCAGAGCUGAGAAGAACAGAGCAGAAUAGAACAGAGUCGACCAGAACAGUACAGAGCCGAGAAGAACAGAGCAGAACAGAGCCGAGCAGAACUGAGCAGAACAGAGCCGAGCAGAACAGUACAGAGCCAAGAAGAACAGAGCAGAACAGAGCCGAGCAGAACUGAGCAGAACAGAGCCGAACAGAGCCGAGAAGAACAGAGCAGAACAGAGCCGAGCAGAACCAAACAGGGCAGAACAGAACUGAGCAGAACAGAGCAGAGCUGAGCAGAACUGAGCAGAACAGAGCAGAGUAGAACAGAGCUGAGCAGAACUGAGCAGAAAGAGCAGAGUAGAACAGAGCUGAGCAGAACUGAGCAGAACAGAGCAGAGUAGAACAGAGCCGAGCAGAGCAGAGUAGAAAGAACAUAGCUGAGCAGAACUGAGCAGAGUAGAACAGAGCCGAGCAGAACAGAGCAGAGUAGAACAGAGCCGAGCAGAACUGAGCAGAACAGAGCCGAGCCAAACAGGGCAGUACAGAGCCGAGCAGAACAGAGCCGAGCAGAACAGAGCAGAACAGUACAGAGCCGAGCAGAACUGAGCAGUGUGACGGUAGGGGUUAACUUUCUGGCUGGGUGGUUUACCUGGAUAACCCAGUAUACAGUCUGCAUUCUACAGCCUACAGUACAGUCUACAGUCAGCUAGUGGUAGGCUGCUGCUGCUGUGUGAUGAGGAAUUCACUGUGCAUUGACUGAGCCCUAAUUAGUGUACAUGUGGAACAGAGAUGGAGGGAUAGAGGGAACAACAGAGAGAAGGAUGGGGAGGAGGAGGGAG